AUGACGUGCAUACCGCCCCCUGCUGAGACGGAUCAGGCCAACAAAGAAGACAAUCACCGUGUGGCCCAGGGAUGCAGCCUCUGUGCUCCAGGACUGUUUUCAGGUGAGGCAUCAGCACUCAGAGAGGCGAGGAAAGGACUGACUGCAGGCAUCGCGAGGGCUAAAGCCACAUACGCCCAAAAAAUCCAGGGUCACUUCACCACCAACGACCCCCGGCGCAUGUGGAAGGGCAUCAAGUGCAUCACGGACUACAACAUCAGGGACGCACAAUGCCCAAGGGACCCCUUCUUGCCAGAUGCACUUAACCACUUCUAUGCCCACUUUGAGGACCCUGACACCCCCCCCAGCACCAGACUCAUACCACCACCUGGCGACACGCCCCUCAGUGUGACCACUGCAGAAGUGAGGAAGACCCUCCAGGGUAGCAACCCCCGCAAAGCUGCAGGCCCCGACAACAUCCCAGGGCGGGCACUGAGGGACUAUACACACCAGCUGUCUGAGGUGCUGGCGGACAUCUUUAACACCUCACUGUCACUGUCAUCUGUCCCCACCUGCUUAAGGACUGCCACAAUUGUCCCCGUCCCCAAGUGCUCCACAGUGACAGGUCUAAAUGACUACCGACCCAUAGCCCUAACCCUGGUAGUCAUGAAGUGCUUUGAAAGGCUGGUCAUGACCCACAUCAAGGACUCCAUCGACAUCACUGUGGACCCCCAUCAAUAUGCCUACAGGAAAAACCGCUCCACUGAUGACGCCAUCUCAUCGGUGGUCCACACAGCCCUCACCCAUCUGGAGAGCAGGAACUCCUACGCCCGUCUGCUCUUCCUGGAUUUCUCCUCUGCCUUCAACACCAUCAUCCCUCAGACCCUGGUGCAGAAGCUCUCCUCCCUUGGACUGAGUCCCACACCGGGGAACUGGGUCCUGGACUUCCUGACCAACAGACCUCAGACUGGACAGGAAGAGGAAUUUUUAGACGAGCAUAAGAUCAGUCUGAGGAGGAGAUGUGAAUUUGUGACAGAAGGAACUGCGGCAGCAGAAACUGGAACCUCCCUCAACAGGAUCUACACUGAGCUCUACAUCACACAGGGACGGAGUGAAGAGGUUAAUACCCAACAUGAGGUGUGGCAGCUGGAGACAACAUCCAAGAUGGAGACCCUCAGUGACACUCCAAUCAAGUGCCAGGACAUCUUUAAACCCUUACCUGGCCAAGACACACACAUCAGAGUAGUUGUGACGCAGGGCGUUGCUGGCAUUGGGAAAACCUUCUCAGUGCAGAAGUUCACUCUGGACUGGGCAGAGGGCUUGGAAAACCAACAUGUCAGUCUUGUGGUUCUGCUUUCGUUCCGGGAGUUGAACUUGAUCAAAGAUGAGCGCUACAGUCUUCUCCAGCUGCUCCGUGUUUUCCAUCCAACAUUACAGACGGUCACAGCAGAGAAGCUCGCCGUCUGUAAAGUCGUGUUCAUCUUUGACGGCCUGGAUGAAAGCAGGCUUUUAUUGGAUUUCCAGAAGAAAGAGGUCGUGUCUGAUGUCACACAGACAUCAUCAGUAGAAAUGCUGUUGACAAACCUCAUCAAGGGGAAUCUGCUUCCCUCGGCUCUCCUCUGGAUAACUUCCAGACCUGCGGCAGCCAAUCAGAUCCCUCCUACAUGUGUCGACAGGGUAACAGAAGUUCGAGGGUUCAUUGACCUCCAGAAGGAGGAGUACUUCAGGAGGAGAUCCAGUGAUGAGGAGCUGUGCAGCAGAAUCAUCUCACACAUCAAGGCGUCCAGGAGCCUCCACAUCAUGUGCCACAUCCCAGUCUUCUGCUGGAUCACUGCUACAGUUCUGGAGCACAUGUUGACUACAGACCAGAGAGGAGAGCUGCCCAAGAGCCUGACUGAGAUGUACUCACACUUCCUGCUGGUUCAGACACAGAGGAAUAAGCACAAGUACGAUGAGAGUCAUGACAGGAGUCAGCAGGAGCUGAUGAAGACUGACAGGGACAUUCUUCUGAAGCUGGGUAGGCUGGCGUUUGAACAUCUGGAGAAAGGCAACCUGAUGUUCUACCAAGAAGACCUGGAGGAGUGUGGUCUUGAUAUCACAGAGGCCUUGGUGUACUCAGGAGUGUGCACAGAGAUCUUCAAAACCAAGUGUGUGCUCUUACAGAGAAAGGUCUACUGCUUUGUCCAUCUGAGCAUUCAGGAGUUUCUUGCUGCAGUCUACAUCUUCCACUGCUACACCAACAGGAACACAGAGGUACUGGCCAGAGUCAUGAGAACACACAAGAAUAAAGGUGUUGACAAUGAGCCAUCGUUGGAUAUCUUCCUGAAGACAGUCAUGUCUAAAGCCCUGCAGAGCAAAAAUGGUCACCUGGACCUCUUUGUCCGUUUCCUUCAUGGCCUCUCACUGGAGUCCAGCCAGAAGCUCUUAGGAGGCCUGCUGGGUCAGACAGAGAGCAGACCAGAAGACAUCCAGAGAGUCAUCAAAAAUCUGAAGGAGAGGAACACCUACAGUGCCUCAGCUGACAGAAGCAUCAACAUCUUCCACUGUUUGAUGGAGAUGAACGACCUCUCAGUACAUCAGGACAUCCACGAGUUCCUAAAGUCAGAGGACAGAUCAGAGAAGAAACUCUCUGUGAUCCACUGCUCAGCUCUGGCCUACAUGCUGCAGAUGUCAGAGGAGGUUCUGGAUGAGUUGGACCUAAAGGUGUACAGAACAUCAGUGGAGGGACGACGGAGACUGAUCCCAGCUGUGAGGAACUGCAGGAAGGCUCGAUUGAGUGGCUGCAGGUUGACAGAGAGCUGCUGUGCUUAUCUGGCCUCGGCUCUGAAGUCCAACCCCCAUCUGACAGAGCUGGACCUGAGUGAGAACCAGCUGAAGGAUUCAGGAGUGGAGCUGCUGUCUGUUGGACUGGAGAGUCCAAACUGCAGACUGAAGACUCUCAGACUGAGUGACUGCAGCUUGACAGAGAGCUGCUGUGCUUCUCUGGCCUCGGCCCUGAAGUCCAACCUCCAUCUGACAGAGCUGGACCUCAGUGAGAACUGUCUGCUGGAUUCAGGAGUGGAGCUGCUCCUGGAUCUCACACUGGAUCCAAACACAGCGAGCAGAUACCUCCGUCUGUCUGAGGACAACAGGAAGGUGACGACGGUGAGAGAGGAGCAGUCGUAUCCUGAUCACCCAGACAGAUUUAAACAGUCUCAGGUUCUGUGUAGAGAAGCUCUGACUGGACGAUGUUACUGGGAGGUCCAGUGGAGUGGAGACGUUGAAAUAGCAGUGACUUACAGAGGAAUCAGAAGAAGCGGUGAUGACUCUUGGCUUGGAGACAAUAAACAGUCCUGGAGUCUGUGGUGCCGUGAUGACAGCUACUAUGUCAGACACAACCGUAAGCUCACCUUCAUCUCUGUCCGUCCCAGUGGAUCUGACAGAGUAGCAGUGUAUCUGGACUGCUCUGCUGGGACUCUGUCCUUCUACAGAGUCUCUUCUGACAGACUGAGACUCCUGCACACCUUCAGCUCCACCGUCACUGAGCUGCUCCACCCUGGGUUUCGUUUGUGGCGUUCUUAUUCUUCUAGUGAGGUUGAGCUGCCAGUUUCUCAGAAACAAACACUGGAGCCUUUUGUCCAGCCUGAGCAGCCGUGUGUGCUGCUGGCUGUGUUCUGCUUUGACUUGCUGGGCUGUGAUGUCAUGGCUUGGACAUUCUGUCAGCUGUGUGACGUCACAGCAGACACAAACACACUCCAUCACACAGUUGAGCUCACUCAGAUCAAACCGUGA
Molecule: messenger RNA, 3750 nt
Organism: Myripristis murdjan (pinecone soldierfish)
Lineage: Eukaryota; Metazoa; Chordata; Actinopteri; Holocentriformes; Holocentridae
Product: protein NLRC3-like
Exons: 9
Coding region: 1-3750 (1249 amino acids)
Molecular function (GO): protein binding
Source: RefSeq, a predicted model, not a curated record